GUUUACAUUCGCUACGAAGAUGGCAGAUGGGAGUGUUUAGGUCUAACGCAUCAAGAAAUCGUAUAUGAUGUCUCUUCCGCCAAAUUUUAAUGUAGUCGGAUGUGAUAGCGAUUUAGCAAGUGAGAUAGACGAUGAUUUUAGCCAUUUCUUUUCGUGUACAAGUCGGGUAAACAGUGGUACAGCUGAAGAGGUGAGUUCUGUCUCCGGUAAUCAGGAUGAAGAUGUUGAUUUUGACUAUGACAUCGAGAGUGAUAAUGAUGAUGAUGAUGUGAGUAACGGCAUUAGCGUUAUUAAUUCGCCGAUUCUACAUACUCGGAUGAGAGUUUUUAUCAGAAAUGACGUUGAAAGGGACACAGAAAACGAUUCUGAUCAAGACACAUUACGUAGUGAUGACAACGAUGUUAAUUGAUGAUGAUGAUGAUGAUGAUGACGAAAAUAACUCGGACGAACGUGACGCUCAGCGUAAAUGUAAGAAGGGAUGUCUGUCCAAAUUUCCCAAUAUGGAUAUCAAAGAUAACAGAUUGAAUGUGCAGGGAAUGGAGAGAGAUGGCAGGGACAUGCUAAUUAUUGGACAGCUCCAGGCAUGUGGCAUGACAAGGGGAAUGCAUGGUCAAACUAACGUCAGACGGCAUCGCUUUGACUACCAAUUCCAGAACACAAGUGUUUGCAAGGCUUGUUUCCUUUAUGUUAAUAACAUAAAUGCACAUUACUUGAAAAACAUCAGGGCCCAUUUCGUCAAGUAUGGUGCUGUUCCACGGAUACAUGGAAAUACAGGGAAAAAAAUCCAAAAAUGCAGUGACCUAUGAUAAUGUUCAACAAGUUGUCCAGUUUAUUUCAAGGUAUGCAGAUGAGAUGGAAUUGCCCCAACCUGCUGCACCACGUGGACAGGACAGCUUUCCACCAACAUAUUUACCUUGAAGUGAAACCUAUCUAUCUGUCCAUAAGAAAUACAGCCAAGUAUGUAUUGAAACAGAAAACCGAUGCCUAUCUGAGACCACUUUCAGAAGAAUGUGGCACCAGUGUCUCCCACACAUCCAGUUCAUGUCCUGCAAGACAGAUGUAUGUCACAAAUGUGAAUCCUUUAGGAAUCGGAUACAGAAGGCCAUCACUGAGGCAGAUAAAAUGGAGGCCAGCACAGACUUUGCAGAACACAUUUCAUCAGCCCAAAAGGAGAGAGACCAUUAUCGACAAAAAUGUCAUGCUGCUAUUGCAGGUCUUCAGGGUCAUCCAAAGUCUACUGUUCCUGUUCCUCCAACUUCCAUGGACCUAAAUGAUGUCCACUACACAUUUGAUUAUGCUCAAAGUGUACUUCUGCCCAGUCAUUGCAGACAGGAAGGAGCUUUGUACUUCAGGUCACCAUAUAAAGCUAAUCUAUUUGGUAUUUGCAAUGAUGGUCGGUCCCUGCAAACAAAUUAUUUGUUCGGCGAGGAUCAGUCCAUUGGUCUGGAUGGUGCCCAGAGCCACUCGGCCAAUGCUGUUGUAUCUAUGUUGCACCACUUCUUCGAAUACCAUGGGGAAGGAGAAAAAACUGUGUAUUUGAAUGCAGACAAUUGUGGUGGCCAAAAUAAGAAUCGGGUUGUCACAAGCUAUCUGGCUUGGAGAGUGGCAAAUGGAUAUCAUGAUGACAUCCAUCUACAUUUCAUGAAGCCAUAUCAUGCCCGUUGUCUUGUUGAUGGGAUGUUUGGUAUUGCCCGAAGGAAAAUCCGACGCAAUAAUGUGGAUAGUUUAUCUGACCUGAAGAUGACAAUUCAUGCUUCAUCCUCACAUAACCAGGCAGAUUUAUACAGUGAGAUGUCACCAAAUUCGUGGAUCUGGAGAGACUGGAAACAAUUCUUCAAGCCUGUAUUUAGAGCGGUUCCUGGUAUUGGGAAAUACCAUCACUCUCACUUUGCUUCAACCACUUCAGGAAUGGUUACUGUUAAAAAAAGUGUUGACAGGGAGACAACGCCAGUGAGGCUUGUGAAGAUGGGGAAGAUUAUUCCACAGGGUUUGCCAGUGAGACUGGAUGCAAAGGGUACCUGUACAAAAACAUCAGGCCUUUUGUAAAGGAUCCGUCUAAGGACCUUCUAUGUCCCCUGCCCACUGUCCCAGAGCCCACCUCUAGACCCAUCCCACACAGAAGAGUGAACUGAAAGUUGAGAUCAAAAUUGUUAUUGAUGAAAACUUAAUUACUGUACACAUGCUUUUAUUUUAUAUUGUGAAAUGAGCAUUGCUUGUUAGGAUACAGUUAAAUACAAUUUAAAAAUAAAUGUUUUAUCUUCUUACACUACAUGUAAUUAAUUGUAACAAUAUGAUCCUGAGGGAGUCCUGGAGUUCACUUUGCAAUCUGUUUCUACCAAAUAAAAUAUAAAAUGAUUGUUAUUUGUAUUAGGUAAGGGAUGUGACUGAUUGUUUUUGUAUGUAAGGGAUGUGACUGAUUGUUUUUGUGUGU
Pecten maximus is the source of this 2431-nucleotide messenger RNA. RefSeq lists its product as uncharacterized. The transcript is spliced from 7 exons. Bases 1009 to 2046 code for a protein of 345 amino acids. The record is from RefSeq and is a predicted model, not a curated record. Lineage: Eukaryota; Metazoa; Mollusca; Bivalvia; Pectinida; Pectinidae.